This is a messenger RNA of Arachis duranensis, 1451 nucleotides long. RefSeq lists its product as uncharacterized. The transcript has 2 exons. NCBI's taxonomy places the organism in Eukaryota, Viridiplantae, Streptophyta, Magnoliopsida, Fabales, Fabaceae. The record is from RefSeq and is a predicted model, not a curated record. Gene Ontology annotation, biological process: meristem maintenance; meristem development. The coding region runs from base 393 to 935 and encodes 180 amino acids.
GUCAGAGCCAAAAGGCUAUGAAAGGUCACGUCGGUUUCGGAGCAUCACGUCGGUCCUCCUACAAGUCGGCUACGACCUCGAGUAGAAUACUCGAACCCAAAUCCUGAAAGGAAAAUUGGGCUCGAGUAGGGGCACUGUUCAUACCUGGCCCAAUAACAAAGGCCCAGGAUCAAGCAAAAGACCUAAUCCAAAGGGUUGGGCCUCACCAGUACCAAUCUUCAUCCUAUGAAGUCGGUACUCACCACGAACUGCUCUAAAGAAGUCGGGCACGAGAUUAGCUGGCGGAUAAACACUCAUUCAAAUGAGUAACUGUCCCUAGAAUCUCUCUAACCACUUCCACGAGCCAUAUCUUAACCUCCCUAAGAUAAUGGGACGGUUAACACCCUAAAAAUAUGGCACUACUCCAACGGUGGUUAUUGGUUCACCACUAUAAAUACACUGACACCCCUCAGGUAUCUCUAAGUCUAAUACUCUCUAGACCUGUUCACACCCUUGCUAACUUAGGCAUCGGAGUGCCUUUGCAGGUACCACCCCCAUCUCUUCGUACAAACAAGUCGGACGGAGUCUCCCGAGUUGCAUACCCAUUCAGAAUCCUCCUCCUUCACACAUUUGGGCCAACCAACGCCAUCCAGCCCGUCAAUCUCCGGUUACCCACCGUAACAUGUUCAAGAAAUUUGCACACUAGACACUUACAGCAAAUAGACUCAUAUGAUGCCAGGGUGGAAGAACAACUCAGAGAGAGCGGAUUCUAUCAUGUAUCUCAGAUUGGAAGGAUCAUGCCUCACGGUCCAACUAUAGACGCACUAGUUGAAAGGUGGCGGCCUGAGACGCACACGUUUCAUCUUCCACACGGCGAGUGCACGAUUACGUUGGAAGACGUCGCCAUGAUUUUUGGACUCCGAACUCACGGCUUGCUAGUUACUGGAAUCAACUGACCACAGCACAAGUGGGUUAGAGAACGAGUGCAUGUCCCAAUUUGGUAUUGUUCCUGGCCCGAACGACCAUAGAGGAAGCGGAGUCAAGCUAGCAUGGUUUUGCACCCUAAAGCGGCGCCAACAUUUGAUUGACGCAGUAAGUAGGAAAAUUUAUGUAAAAUGUCAUAUAAUGUGUCUAUUUGGAACAACGUUAUUUAGUGACAAGUCUAUAAUCAGUGUGCACUGGAAGUAUUUGCCGUUGCUUCGUGACUUUUCUCAGAUUCACAAGUUUAGUUGGGGUUCAGCUUGCCUUGUACACAUGUAUCGAUCCUUAUGUCGAGUAUCUAGGUAUGAUUGCAAGGACAUUGAUGGUCCUAUACCAUUGCCCCUUGUAUGGGCAUGGUUACGAAUGCCGUCAAUAGGACCACUGCCGAUAGAUACUAGCUAAGAUGUGGAUUUAGUGAUUUUUUACUGUAGUCACUAAUAUUACGAAUCACUUAUAAUUUAAUUUGAUGAAAUUGUGGUUGAUGGUUGAAA